AGCUUAGCUACCUUUCCCUUCCCCUCCACUCUCUCCGCUCCCCCCAUUAAUAUCCACCUCCCCCCUCUCCAUCUUCCUCCUCCAACUCGCCAUUACCAGCCGUAGAGGGAGCUCAGCUCAGCCGCCGAGACAGAUAUACAAAAGAUCUCGAGCUCUCUCUUCUUCCCUGCGAGCUGUACUGAGCAAGCUAGCUAGGGUUUGUUGAUUUCUUCUUAAUUCCUAUGGAUCAGAGCAGCUUCGGGAAUAUUCUCGGGGGCGGGGGAGGGAGCUCCAAGGCGUCGUUCCUGCAGCUCCAGCCGCUGUCCCCCAUGGGCGGCGGCGCGUACUACGGCACGCCGCUCGCGUUGCACCAGGCCCAGCAGGCCGCCGCCGCCGCCGUUGGGGGUUCUUCUUCGUCGCAGUACGGCCACCACCAGUACAGCAGCAGCAGCAGCCAGAGGCAUGGCGGCAGCGGGGCGGAGAUCUCGGCGGCGGAGGCGGAGGCCAUCAAGGCCAAGAUCGUCGCGCACCCGCAGUACUCGGCCCUCCUCGCCGCCUACCUCGACUGCCAGAAAGUGGGCGCGCCGCCAGAGGUGAUGGAGAAGCUGACGGCCAUGGCGGCGAAGCUCCCUUCGCCGGGCCACCACGAGCAGCGCGGCGACCCGGAGCUCGACCAGUUCAUGGAGGCGUACUGCAACAUGCUGGCCAAGUACAGGGAGGAGCUGACGCGGCCCAUCGAGGAGGCCAUGGAGUUCCUCAAGCGGGUCGAGGCCCAGCUCGACUCCAUCACCGGCGCCGGCCAUGGCGGCUCCUCCGCCCGCCUCUCCCUGCUCGCCGAUGGCAAGUCUGAAGGCGUUGGCUCUUCGGAGGAUGACAUGGACGUGAGCGGCCGCGAAGACCCACCGGAGAUCGACCCACGUGCCGAGGACAAGGAGCUCAAGUACCAGCUUCUGAAGAAGUACAGCGGCUACCUGAGCAGCCUCCGGCAGGAGUUCUCCAAGAAGAAAAAGAAAGGGAAGCUCCCAAAGGAGGCCAGGCAGAAGCUGCUUCACUGGUGGGAGCUGCACUACAAGUGGCCUUACCCCUCAGAGACGGAGAAGAUCGCGCUUGCAGAGUCGACAGGCCUUGACCAGAAGCAGAUCAACAACUGGUUCAUCAACCAGAGGAAACGGCAUUGGAAGCCGUCGGAGGACAUGCCGUUUGUCAUGAUGGAAGGAUUCCACCCACAGAACGCGGCGGCGCUCUACAUGGACGGCCAGUUCAUGGCUGACGGCAUGUACCGCCUUGGUUCGUGAACCAACUUGGAACAAUUGAUCUAGCGAAAGGCGUGCCAAACGUGUCGCAAUGCAUGGACAUUGUUGUGGAAUUUUUGGGACCUUCGCCGAUUGACAGGGGCUCCCGUAGUGCCGAUGAUGGCUUAUAGUUCUCCAGUAAUGUUGUUAAUUCGACGGCUUGUAAUUUAGGUGUAUUUGGAUCUCCAUGCUCGUAACUGUUAAUUAAAUUGGUGAUGGUCUAUUUCAUAUGAUUGUACGUUUCAGAUUGGUGAAACAUGUUCAAAGUUGCCUAUCUGAAUCAAUUGUAUACAUGGCUUUCUCUUUUACAGAUGAA
This is a messenger RNA of Brachypodium distachyon (stiff brome), 1587 nucleotides long. RefSeq names its product homeobox protein knotted-1-like 12. Gene Ontology annotation, molecular function: DNA binding; DNA-binding transcription factor activity, RNA polymerase II-specific. NCBI's taxonomy places the organism in Eukaryota, Viridiplantae, Streptophyta, Magnoliopsida, Poales, Poaceae. The record is from RefSeq and is a predicted model, not a curated record. Gene Ontology annotation, biological process: regulation of DNA-templated transcription. The transcript has 5 exons. Gene Ontology annotation, cellular component: nucleus. Bases 222 to 1274 code for a protein of 350 amino acids.